Messenger RNA from Aegilops tauschii subsp. strangulata, 651 nucleotides. RefSeq names its product probable indole-3-pyruvate monooxygenase YUCCA10. Lineage: Eukaryota; Viridiplantae; Streptophyta; Magnoliopsida; Poales; Poaceae. The record is from RefSeq and is a predicted model, not a curated record. Gene Ontology annotation, molecular function: monooxygenase activity; flavin adenine dinucleotide binding; NADP binding.
AUGGAGAGUGUUCCAGUGUUGAUUGUUGGUGCUGGGCCAGCAGGCCUUGGAACGGCAGCAUGCCUUGGUCAAUUCUCGAUUCCUUAUGCCAUCGUCGAGCGCGAGAGCUGUAGCGCGUCACUCUGGCGCAACCGUGCAUAUGACCGCCUCAAGCUGCAUCUCGCAAAGGAGUUCUGUGAGUUGCCACACAUGUCAUACCCUGUAGAUGCACCAACAUACAUACCAAAAACCUUGUUUGUGAAGUACUUGGAUGACUAUGUUGAGCGUUUCAACAUUCAACCAAAGUAUCUCACCAGCGUGGAGUCAUCCACAUAUGACAAUGAUGAAAAAUGUUGGUCCAUUGUGGCAACGGACAUGUCAAAGUGCACCACAGUCAAGUUCACGGCAAAGUUUCUUGUUGUGGCAAGUGGUGAGAAUAGUGCAGAGAAUAUUCCAAUGAUCCCUGGACUAGAAAACUUUCCAGGUGAUGUCAUCCACUCCUCAAGCUACAAGUCAGGCAAGAGCUACUCUGGCAAGAAUGUAUUGGUCGUUGGAUCUGGCAACUCCGGGAUGGAAAUUGCUUAUGACCUUGCGACCCAUGGUGCCAAUACAUCGAUUGUUAUACGAAGCCCGAUUCAUGUAAUGACAAAGGAAUUAAUUCGUUUGGGGAUG